Molecule: messenger RNA, 4050 nt
Organism: Ictalurus punctatus (channel catfish)
Lineage: Eukaryota; Metazoa; Chordata; Actinopteri; Siluriformes; Ictaluridae
Product: zinc finger and BTB domain-containing protein 5
Exons: 3
Coding region: 471-2459 (662 amino acids)
Biological process (GO): regulation of transcription by RNA polymerase II
Cellular component (GO): nucleus
Molecular function (GO): DNA-binding transcription factor activity, RNA polymerase II-specific; protein binding; RNA polymerase II cis-regulatory region sequence-specific DNA binding
Source: RefSeq, a predicted model, not a curated record
CGAUGGAUUGGCACCCCGUCCAGGGUGUACCCCACCUUGUACCCCAUGCUCCCUGGGAUAGCCUCCAGGCUCCCCACAACCCUGAAGGAUAAGCGGUGUAUAAAAUGGAUGGAGGGAACAAAUGAAUGCGAGUCGGCUGACCCAAAAGAUCCGGUUCAAAGAGUCGACUCAUUGGCUAAUGAGAAAUGGCCGGUAGCUACCUAGCUAACUGUUAGCGCACGAUGGGAUAUUAUUGUCUGUAUUGUAUUCGGCGUUUUAGCUACACCUAGAAUAAGCUAGAACAUGAAAGAAUGAUUUAGUUUCCUGUUCUUCAACAGCGUUUAUUUGUUAACGUAAUCGACUGCUUUGUCUUCUCAGUGGCGACUGAAGGUCCGACAACUUCACCAGCUAGCAGACUAACUAAUGUCGGCUAAUUAAUUAACUAACUGACUAGCUGCACCGAGGUGGUUUAUUGUGUACACGCAAAGGUCAUGGACUUCCCGGGACACUUUGAGCAGAUCUUCCAGCAGCUGAACUACCAGCGUGUCCACGGGCAGCUGUGUGAUUGCGUGAUCGUGGUGGGCAGCCGGCAUUUUAAAGCUCACCGUGCCGUCCUGGCCGCAUGCAGUACGCACUUCCGCGCGCUCUUUAGCGUCUCCGAGGGGGACGGUAGCUUGAGCGUAAUCCGGCUGGAUUCGGAGGUGGUGACGGCCGAGGCGUUCUCGGUGCUCGUGGACAUGAUGUACACUUCCACGCUGACGCUGGGAGAGAGCAACGUCAUGGACGUGUUACUGGCUGCGUCUCAUUUGCAUUUAAACGCAGUAGUGAAAGCUUGUAAGCAUUACCUGAACACUCGGACUUUGCCGAAGUCUCCCCUUCGCGAGCGCGGGAGUCAGCGUGUUGAGCAGCAGCAGCAGAUGAACAACGGGUCUAACGCACGUCUCCAGCGAUCGUUCCUCCUGCAGCAGCUCGGCUUAAGCGUGGUCAGCUCCGCCCUCAACGAGGAAACCGAGGAGGAAGGGAGCGCGGCCGGUCGAGGGGCGGGGUCGGUUUCGGGAAGUGGACUGUUAGACCAGCGUGACUCUUUCUACCCACAACGCCGCUUGCAGAAGCGCAAGCAGUCGUUUUCUCUGAUUCGCUCAGAGGCGGAGAGCCCACGGCAGAGGCCGCGCCUCACUUCACAAGCCCAGGGCAUCGGGGAGGAUUGUGGGGAGGGAGGAGCUAGAGGGGAGGAGCUUCUGUCCCCGGACUCGCAUAGCAAAACCAUAGAUGAGGAUUCCAAACUGGACGUGGUGGUGAUCGGGGCGGACGAGCGAGACGAGUACAGAAGGGCAGUGGCACAAGAGGACGUGCAGCUGCCCAGCCAAUCGGACGGCGGCAGAGGGAGCAGGGCGGAGCCUCUGCUUCUGCCACGGAAGGAGGAAUAUCCAGAUGGCGUUGGUGUACACGUGAAAGGUGGAGAUGAUGAAGAAGCACAGCGUAUGCAGGUGGUGGUGAAGAGCGAGCCGAUCAGCUCACCUGAACCUGCAGACGAGACCAGUGAUGUCACGUCGCAGGCCGAGGGCAGUGACCAGGUGGAGGCCGCGGGAGAGAAGCUGGAGCUGAGUCCCGAAGGCAGCGAGCACAGCUUCAGCGACCCUCAGCCCAGCUCCGACAUCCUGAUCUCAGAAAUCAAGGGACCGGUCAUCGAAGGGGAAAGAGCGGGCGAUACAGGAGGAGGUGUAGACCGAAGAGAAAGAGGCGGGGGUCUGCUGAGCUCGAUGAGCUUCGACCGCGGGUCCGUUCCCAACACCACGACAGGGGAGUGCGCACUGGACCACGAGCCCCCUCGUUUCCUGUUCGGCUCCGACUCAUCGUCUGCUAUGCACCUCCCUCUGUCUCAGAGCUUCCUCUCGGGAGAGGCGCAGGAGUUUUCCAACAUGCGUUCCGACGCACUUCUGCUUCAGCCCGUGCUCGACGGGAUCGCGUCUUCGUCGUCGUCGUCUUCAGAGCAACUGGCGUUGGAGUUUCAGAGGAACAUUUGCCGAGGCGGCGCGUAUAGGUUUCCUCCUUACCGACGCAUCGCGCCGAAAUCCGCAGCAGGAGCCGCUUUGAUGCAGGACGCCUCGUCCUCGUCCACGAUGCUUGUAAACGGUGCUAAUUUUGACUGUUCUGGCCAACGAGGAAGCAACUCGAACUCGAAUCCUCUGCCCCAGUUGACGCGCGCGUCAGCAGACGUGCUCUCCAAGUGCAAGAAGGCGCUCUCGGAGCACAACGUCCUGGUGGUCGAGGGAGCGCGCAAGUACGCGUGUAAAAUCUGCUGCAAGACCUUCCUGACGUUAACAGACUGCAAGAAGCACAUCCGAGUGCACACGGGCGAGAAGCCGUACGCGUGCCUGAAGUGUGGCAAGCGCUUCAGCCAAUCCAGUCACCUGUACAAACACUCGAAAACCACCUGCCUGCGGUGGCAGAACAGCACCAUGUCGAGCGGACUGCUUUAGGAUGACGUAAUGCGCUCCUCGGAGGACUGCUGGACACACACGUGCGUCUGAUGCAGCCUCUACGUUCAUGUUGAAUUUGUGAAGAAUCACCUUGUGCUAAGAGUUCAUCACUGGAUAGAUGAUGGUGCCAUCUACUGACGGAGAAUACUUCCACUAAACACUGCAGUUAGAGCUGAAGGAAAGGCCUUACAGCCGCCAUGAUGACAUCAGCUUCCUCUUCGUUUCACAACCAGCCCAGAAGUCUGUUCAGAACACGUUUUCCUCCCUCACACCCUUCCUCGCUUCCUCCCUCCUUUUCUUCCUUCCUUCUUCCUUUCCUCCCUCUCUUCCUUCCUUUCUCCCUUCCCUCCUAGCACCCUCCUUUCCUUCCUCUCUGAUUUCCUUCCUCCCUCUCUCUCUCCUUUCCUUCAUUUCCUUCCUCUCCCUCUCUGUUUCUCUCUCUCCUUUCCUCCAUCCUUUCCUUCCUCUCCCUCUCUCGCUCUCCUUUCCUCCAUCCUUUCCUUCCUCUCUGAUUUCUUUCCUCUCUCUCUCUCUCUCUUUCUCUCUCUCUUGCUCUCUCUCCUUCCUCUCUGAUUUCCUUCCUCUCUGAUUUCUUUCCUCUCUCUCUCUCUCUCUCCUUUCCUUCAUCAUUUCCUUCCUCCCUCUCUCUCCUUUCCUUCAUUUCCUUCCUCUCUGAUUUCCUUCCUCUCUCUCCUUUGCUCCAUCCUUUCCUCCCCCCCCUCUCUCUCUCUCUUUCUCUCUCCUUUCCUCCACCCCCCCCCCCCCCCCCCACUUUCUAAACAGCAGCCCUGACAGUAUUUCCAGCUGCUGAGUGAAUCACAGGUUUAUAUUAACGUGCUCCUAAUCCAUCAUCGUUUCUCUAGUAACGGCUUGCAGAGAGAUGUCUGUGAAACAUAUGGAUGGAAUCAUUAUAAGCAGCAAGUAACCCUCGACCAAAAAAAAAAAAAAAAAAAAACCUUGCUCAAAAGUAAACGCCCCCUUGGCGUGAUUGUAAAAAGGCAGUAGUGGUAGCGCGGGAGGCUUCUUCACCCCAACCAGUCGCGCUCUUCUCUUCCCGGAUCAGUCCGGCUGACGCUCGUUGUUUGUUCGCUUGUAGUCGUGAACCAUGUCGUGACCUCUCCGAAAAUAUUUCCGAACCUCUAAACGCCGACGUCUGCUCGUCCAGAGAGAUGUGUACCGUACCGUAAUCGUUUCUGCUUCCUAGGUGUUUGCGUCUGUGCGUAUGUACGUCAGCGUUCCUUCGUUUAUAAGAGCCGAACUAAAGAACCCACGGAAAAGGAAAGCUGAAAGUGAAGCUCCGCCUCCGUCUUCUUCCUCAUGUCUACUAUAGAAACUGUGCCACAGUGUAAAUACUCACCUCGGCACCUUCAGACGUCGUAGCUUUAACGUCCUUUCUCCAGAAGUGACGUGAAAAGAUUAAAAAAAAAUAAACUUUCAAAUUUUUGUGUUCUCAUGUUAAAGAAAGUACAGUUGUUGUUGUUGUUGUUUGUUUUUUAAAUAUUCCUGUGAUGGUGUGUAAAGGAGACGUGUUUGUCAUGUCUUGUGUGAUGAAGUGAAUAAUAAGUCGGUGAGCGAGCCGUGCCGUACAGAA